CUAUCACCAAUAAGGCAACGUAAAGGUGGGCAAGGCCAGCGGUUGGGGGGAACUUGAAAUGGCGACGUUUAUAUAAAUCUUGUGAAGUGACAGAAAUAGUUCUGUCCGUCGCUCGCUUCGCGUUACCUCUUGUGUGUUUGACAUCGCCAUAAAAGUUGAACAACAGUGAACAGUUUGGGUUUUUCUUUUACAAAUUGUUCUGACUUUUUCCUAGACUGAGGUGAAGUUUAUUUACUUGGAACAACCUACCCGUAUUUUUCUGAAUCAGAGUUUGGAUUAUUAGCACUGAAAAAAAGAAAGAAAGAAAGAAGAAAGAAAGAAGAAGGAAAGAACAGUUUUAAAGGAGAAAUAUGGAGGGUGUGUUAAACACGGACCCUCACCAUGACAUUAUGUCUGAGAACAUCAGUAAACCGAAACUGGCGUUUUCCAUUGAUAAAAUCAUGGAGCCAACACCCAAGAAACUGAAACCUUGCGAACCGACCCGCAACAACAACAACAGCAGCAACAACACCGUCGUCGUGCACCCAGUGAAGGUGUCGCCGAGGAAGGUGAACGCUGGGUGUGUGGACUUGAGCUCCUUUCUGCCCUACCAAGCUCUCUUCACUUCCUACCAACAGGCGGCGUACAACGGACUCCUGGGGGAGUGUGACCGGAGGGGCGCUGCUGUCCUAAACGUACCGGGUGCCCGGGACCACCCUAACAUAUUUCCGUACCUGCACCCGAUGUUCUCACUGGCCAGGAAUCAGUACGAAGAAUACCAGGCCCAGAUCUUACGGAAUUAUUCCCUACUUCACCAGAGUGCAUUUUUACCAAACAAGGACAGGCUGCUUUCAAAUCUGGAGAUUUUGAAGUGUUCCGGUGGUCUGACGUCGUCGCCGACGGUGAUGCCGGUGCACGCGAAACCCCUGUCUGUUAGAAAUGUUUUCCAACAACAACAACAACAACAACAGCAACAACAUCAUCAUCUACAACAGCAGCAAUCAAAUUUAAGAGAAAAGGCACCAGAUGACAACACAAAAUGUGAUGCUCCAAAAAAGGAAGGGAGAAAUGGUUUUGAAAACAAUGACAAAAACAAUCGUUUGCGCGAAUCGUCUUCGACUAAAGAUGCGAAUGGAAACGACAUUGAUAGGGAAUCCAGCGAAAACAAUAACAACAACAACAACAACAAUAACAAUAACAAAAAUUCUAACACAAACAAUAAUGAGUUGUUUAAAAAUAAAAAGCCACAAAAUAAAACUCAGAAAACAUUUACCUGCCCUGACUGUGGGAAGGUGUUUAACGCCCAUUACAAUCUCACUCGUCACAUGCCUGUCCAUACUGGCGCCCGUCCGUUCAUCUGUAAGAUGUGUGGGAAGGGUUUCCGACAGGCCAGCACCCUGUGUCGACACAAGAUCAUACACACGUCGGAAAAACCACACAAGUGUGCUACUUGCGGUAAGGCGUUCAACCGGAGCUCCACCCUGAACACGCACAUGCGGAUUCACCAGGGCUACAAGCCGUUCAUCUGCGAGUUCUGUGGCAAGGGCUUCCACCAGAAGGGCAACUACAAGAACCACAAGCUGACCCACAGCACUGAGAAACAGUACAAGUGCUCCAUCUGCAACAAGGCCUUCCACCAGGUGUACAACCUCACCUUCCACAUGCACACACACAACGACAAGAAACCCUUCACCUGUCCGGUGUGCGGCAAGGGCUUCUGUCGCAACUUCGACCUCAAGAAGCACAUGCGCAAGCUCCACGAUGGAACGGCCAUGCCCUCGCCGAGUCCUCAGGUGUCGCCGCUGUCUCCCAGUGGCAACCCGUCCCUCGGGAGCCCCAUCGGGCUGAUGUCUCCGUCGAACCACCCCCACGCCCACCAUCAUCACCACCACCAACAGAGUCCGCAUUCGGCGUUCCUGUCCCGGCCCGCGCUCUUCGCCCAGACAGCUUUGGGAUGUCAGCGAAGCAUGCUAAAUCCUUACAUGCUUGGACCAAAUGCGGCUUCUUUGCUGCAUAAAAUAUCGUCUAUUAUUUAGAUUGUGUUAUUUUUGUUAUAGGACUCCAUGUGUUUAAUUUUUUUGUGUGUUUUUUUGUGUGCUUGUGUGUGAAGAUUUGAACAGUAUUUAUAAUUAUAGACUGUGACUGUAUGUUUUUGUGAUACUUGAGUAUAAUUUUAUUAUUAUAGUUUUACAGAAUUAAAUAUAGGCAUGCAAGAGGACAAUAAUUGCAUGCAUGUUGGAAAUCGCACUUUGGGACUUCAGAUUCUAGUAUUUAUGUUAAACAUUACAGUAUCAUUGUGUUAUUUAGCCUAUGUAGAAUUUGACAAAACCAUCUGAUUCAUUUGGUAAUAUUUUCAAGGACGUACCAAGCCCAAUAUAGCUAUGCCAUAUGAGGUGGCAUCAGUAAAAGAAAGUAAGAUCUAAAAAAGAUGUGUGUUUCCGGGAACGUUUGGGGGGAGGGGGGAUGAGAUAUGGUAGGUCCGCUUUUUAAUAUCAACAGUUCCAGAUAAAAUAGUAUGCAUGUACAGUGCUUAAUCCUGUUGAGGUUCAGUUUUCUGUCGAUAUCUCAAAUUCUACUUUUUAGGACUUACUGGGGGAUUUUUUCUUAACACUGAAGUACUCUUUUCAUCUACAUAAUUAAUUAAAACGAAAUAGAAGAAAACAAUAUGGUCGGGUUCCCGAAAACACACAAUUUUUAGGCCUAAUAUAGAGACAUUUUUAGCCAAAGGAAAACUAAUUGUUUAAAAUUUUAAUUUAAAAAAGUCAAUUUUAUAUAUUUCUUGGAUCUACUGCUGUUGUCAUUGUUAACCUCUACAACCCGGCAACGUACGGCCCUGAAUGUACAAAUGAAUGAACAGCAAGAGAGAGAGAGAGAACGAAGAAGAAAAAAAAAAGUCUGUAAAUUUCUUACAAAAGAAAAACCUGUUUAAAUUAUUUUUGUUAUUUUAUUCAAUUGGUGUGCCAUAUUUUCACAAACGAUUUCCCAAAAACUAACAAUUAUAAGAAGUGCUUUGAAUUCGGCUCGUGCCAGGCACGUGCUGUGUUCUUUGAUUAAACGUGAUUUUCAUGAAUGUUCGAAACAAAAAGACUGUUGUGUCUGACAUACUGCCGGAUCGAUCUGGUGAGUUUUUUUCUGAAUUAAAACUGUUGGCAAUCCGA
Gigantopelta aegis is the source of this 3137-nucleotide messenger RNA. Its product is annotated as fez family zinc finger protein erm-like. Lineage: Eukaryota; Metazoa; Mollusca; Gastropoda; Neomphalida; Peltospiridae. The record is from RefSeq and is a predicted model, not a curated record. Bases 351 to 2015 code for a protein of 554 amino acids. The transcript has 3 exons.